AACCAAGGACUCAGAAGUGAAUAUAUCGGCGAGCACACAUCGCUCUGAAACAGUUUUUUAAAUUACCAUUCCAUUAUUUUAUGACUUGUACAUUUGUGUAAAUAGAUUGUUUCUAUUUUUAUAACAAGACAACAACAGGAUGGAACUUAAUUCUCUUUUAAUUCUGCUGGAGGCUGCAGAGUACUUGGAAAGAAGAGACAGAGAGGCAGAACACGGUUAUGCGUCUGUUUUACCGUACAGUAGCGACUUUUCCAGAAAGAAAACGAAAGCCUCGCCAAUUUCCAGAAAAACUCAGAACAAUAGAUCGUCGCACAAUGAGCUGGAGAAACACAGACGUGCCAAACUACGGCUGUACUUGGAGCAGUUGAAGAAACUGGUGCCUUUGGGUCCAGACAGCACAAGACACACCACACUGAGCUUGCUGAAAAGGGCCAAGAUGCACAUCAAGAAGCUGGAGGAGCAGGACAGGAAGGCUUUAAAUGUGAAGGAGCAGCUGCAGAGAGAGCACCGCUACCUCAAACGCCGUCUGGAGCAGCUCUCUGUGUCGGGAUCUGUGGAGCGCAUCCGCACUGACAGCAUGGGCUCCACCAUCUCCACCGACUCUGAGCAAGAGGUGGACAUCGAGGGCACAGAGUUCACCCCCGUUGAGGCGGACAGUGUGGACAGCAUCAGCGACGGCGAGGAGGAGGACCACUACAGCCUCCAGAGCAGCUCCAGCGACACCAGCUACACAGCCACACAUUCCCACAGACUGCAGCCGCACCACUGUUAGACACCGCGCGACCAUCCGUCUCCCCACCGGCUUCCUCACCCGUGCUUCUCCUCACCCCUCACCCCACCUUCCCUGCAAUUGCCAACGCCGCCCACUACCUACAUCAGACCAGUCCACAAUGGCGGUACACCCUGACACCCUGAACCUGUUCCUCCUUUCCUGGCCCCGGGUUCUCCAGGAAGCACAUGGGGCUGAAAUGCCACUCAAGCCUUCCUGUAUGCCCCCCCACCCGCUUUCCCUCGACCACUGACCCUACCUCACCCUACUGUGUCCUGCCUGACCCUGCCCCUCCUGACACGCCCUGCCCUCCCACUGCCCUCACAACCCCUACCACAGUGUUGCCGCAGGCUCGGAGAGCGCAAAGCAGAGUUUGUGGUUUUUAUUGGGGACUUCUGUGGUGUGGUGGACAGCUCUGACUUGUUAAUCAGGAUUUUGUGUGUGUGAGUGUACGUGUGUGUGUGCGUGCAGGAGAGGAAAACCAAGCAAGGGAGUUUAAGAGAGGUCAGAAAUGAAAUAUAAGCUUCGUGUCAUCUUCAUGUGGCAAUAAUUCACAGGCAAAGCUCUGCAUUCAGUCUGUGAUGUUAAAGGUAGAGCACUUCUGCCUGUUCUGCAAUAUAUGCAACACUGGGACCUCGAAAGUAAUUUUUUCAUCACACAGAAUCUUCCUUUUACACAAUAAGAUUUACAGGAGUAGCUGUUGCAGAUUUCCUCCUCGUUCCUUGAAAUGUUCGACUGCUGAGAAAUUGAAGUUUAAAGGAACAGUUUGACGUUUUGGGGAACUUGUUUCUUUUUUUUCUUUCUGAGAGUUAGAUGAGAAGAUUGAUGGCACUGUCAUUUUCAUCUGUUCAAUAUGGAGCUGGAGAAAACAGCCAGUUAGCUUAGCUUAGCAUGAAGACUGGAAAUGAGGGGAAACAGCUAGCUUGUUCAAAGCUAAAAAUCUGCUAGCCGCAGAGCAAAGCUCACUAAACAGCAUGUUACAUCUUGUUUGUUUAAUGUAUACAUGAACUCAAGUUUAAAACUGCUUAAGUUGCUGUUAGUCAGGCACAUGACCCCCCUGAAAAACAGAGAUAUGAAGUGAGAUUUGGCGGUGCAUGUAGGUGGAUUUCAGGCUAGCUAUUUCCCCCGGUUUCCAGUCUUUAUGCUAAGCUAAGCUAACUAGCUGCAGAUUCAUACUUAAUGCACAGACAAGAGCGUGGCAUCAAUCUUCUCAUCUACUUGUCAACAAGAAAGAAAAUAAGUGUAUUUCUCAAAAUGUGGAAUCAUUCCUUUAAUUUCUACAGCAUGCUGCCAGUGUAUUGCUGCGCUUGUGCAACUGCGUCACCAAAAAACAGGACCUAUUCAGUAGCUACUUUUGUACAGAAUGACAUCUUUAUCACCAAAUAAGGCCGAUUUGUGGCCAAAGACAAACUGAGAAAGUGACAGAGCUGCAGCAGAGAAGAAAGAAUGUAAAUAGAUGUACAGUUACUGUCCAAACCUUCAUGUCUCCCUCUGGUUGGGUCACCUAACCACUACUCCACACUACUGACCACUACACUAUACCACCCUAUGGUGUGGAUGGACUACUAUGUCACAACAAACAAACAAACAAAAAAAAAGGAGUCGCCUCAAAACUAAAACUCUAUUCCUGAAAGACUGAUGGAAAUCUUGUGUCUCAGUAGCUAAUUGAUGUAGCAAUUAAUACAAGAGGCGGGUGCUUCCUCGGAGUGUUAAAAUGACUCUGGUGGACCAUGAGGUGUUUCGGGAGACUUUUUUUCCUUUACCCUUUUACCCUGUAGAUGGUAAGCGGGCGAUUACAGAGAGUGGACCUGCAGAAGAAGGGGCAGUCCUCCUUUUUCUUUUUCACUAAUGGAUCCUUCUCUUUUCCCCAAAGCCAUCGAACCAGAAUUUGAAUUUCUCCACAGCUCUGUCACUUUUUCAAGCAGUGUUUAUGUGUGUCUGGAUUUUUGUUUUGUUAUGUUGUUGUUGAUCCAAUUAACAAGUCAAAGCUGUAAAUUUGGAAAAGAAAAAAAAAAGGGCCAGCUCUAAUGAUUUGUUCUCUGUAGAGGCUGAUUUUAGCUAACUUUAGAAAACUAACCACAUUCAGUUGAACUUUUAAUUUCUAUAACAAGACUUACUUUCCUCUCUCUGCUAAGUGUUACCUGUUUCUGGAGCUUCUGGGUACUGCUGAAGACCAAUGUAGAUGAAAUUCUUCUCUAACUUGUCUAUAACUUAUGCACAAUAGUCACUAUUGACGGAGGAGGCGCUUCUGUUGCUCUCUGACCAUUUUAAUAAUCAUUAGGCCUCAGUCUGUGGCAGUCUUUAGAGCUUGGCGUCCUGGCACUUCAAAAACAUAAAGGGCCGAUCCACCAUGGCAGGUCUGACCAAAAAAAAAAAAAAAAAAACUACAAAA
Messenger RNA from Lates calcarifer (barramundi perch), 3161 nucleotides. RefSeq names its product MAX dimerization protein 4 (gene mxd4). The record is from RefSeq and is a predicted model, not a curated record. Gene Ontology annotation, biological process: regulation of transcription by RNA polymerase II. Gene Ontology annotation, molecular function: RNA polymerase II cis-regulatory region sequence-specific DNA binding; protein dimerization activity; DNA-binding transcription factor activity, RNA polymerase II-specific. NCBI's taxonomy places the organism in Eukaryota, Metazoa, Chordata, Actinopteri, Centropomidae. Bases 140 to 772 code for a protein of 210 amino acids. The transcript is spliced from 6 exons.